Molecule: messenger RNA, 5488 nt
Organism: Gambusia affinis (western mosquitofish)
Lineage: Eukaryota; Metazoa; Chordata; Actinopteri; Cyprinodontiformes; Poeciliidae
Product: glutaminase kidney isoform, mitochondrial-like
Exons: 18
Coding region: 134-1939 (601 amino acids)
Biological process (GO): L-glutamine catabolic process
Molecular function (GO): glutaminase activity; protein binding
Source: RefSeq, a predicted model, not a curated record
AGCCUGUACAGUACAUGAGCCACGCGGGGAGACAACAGCUGCUAUUAAAGCUCCGAGAACCAAAAGGCCACCGUUCACAUUUAUCGAACAAGACCAGUAGCCGGGUUGAGAAACUAAAGCCUUACCUAUCACAAUGCAUUGCCUAAAAAGUCUGCGGACAACCAACCCGGGAAUUUUGCAGCUGUUUAAAAAUGCAGUUAUCUCCGCCAGACUUGGAGCUGACAUCUCCAGGAGUCAGCAACCCGUUCCUCUCUGGACAGCAACAGUUCUCUCCCACAGAGCCUUUCAUCCUUAUCAGAAAGGCCCUGAUGAGGACCAAGGACACUGCAAAAGCCGGCUCAUGUCCAGCAUAGAGGACCUGCUUUUUUACACCAUCACCGACGGGAAAGAGCUGAUCCCCAUCUCUCAGUUCAUCUCUGCUUUGAGAAGAACAGGUUUGUUAACGUCUGACCCUCGGCUGCGGGACUGUAUCCAUCAGAUGAGACAGUCUACGCAUGACUCCAUGGGACCAGUCAUGAUGGACAAAAAACUUUUCAGAAGGUGUGUCGGCAACAACAUCAUUUUGCUGACAAAGGCUUUCAGAAAAAACUUCAUUAUCCCUGACUUUGAGGAUUUCACCCACCAGAUCAACAGGAUGUUUGAGAAUGCACAACAGCAAAGAGGAGGGCAUGUAGCCGAUUACAUUCCUCAGCUGGCUAAGUUCAGUCCGGAUCUUUGGGGCGUAUCUGUUUGCAGCAUUGAUGGACAGAGAUACUCAGUGGGCGACACCAAGAUUCCCUUCUGCCUGCAGUCAUGUGUGAAGCCACUUGAGUACGCCAUCUCUGUGCAUGAGCAUGGCACUGAUUACGUUCACCGCUUUGUGGGCAAGGAGCCCAGUGGCUUCAAGUUCAACAAACUGUCGCUAAAUGAGGAAGAUAAACCACACAACCCCAUGGUGAAUGCUGGAGCUAUCGUCAUUAGUUCAUUGAUCAAGCUACAUUCAAAUAAAGCGGAGAGGUUUGACUAUGUGAUGGAGUUCUUGAAAAGUAUGGCUGGUACAGAGUAUGUGGGAUUCAGCAAUGCAACUUUCCAGUCAGAGAGAGAGACUGGAGAUAGAAACUAUGCAAUUGGUUAUUACCUGAAAGAAAAAAAGUGCUUCCCUGAUGGGGCAGAUAUGAUCGGAGCCCUCGACUUCUACUUCCAGUUGUGCUCCAUUGAGGUGACCUGUGAGUCUGGAAGUGUCAUGGCUGCCACACUGGCCAAUGGAGGCAUUUGUCCAAUCACGGGCGAUCGUGUGCUAAGUGAUGAAGCCGUUCGCAACACAUUGAGUCUGAUGCAUUCCUGCGGGAUGUACGACUUUUCUGGGCAAUUUGCUUUCCACGUGGGGGUCCCUGCCAAAUCUGGCAUUUCAGGCGCUGUUCUGCUGGUGGUUCCCAACGUUAUGGGCAUGCUGUGCUGGUCCCCGCCGCUGGAUCGGCUCGGAAACAGCGUCAGAGGAAUUCACUUCUGUCAGGAGCUUGUUUCUUACUUCAACUUCCAUAAUUAUGACAACCUGAGGCAUUUCACCAAGAAACACGACCCGAGGAGACAGACGGACGACGAUCCAAACAAGUCAGUCGUUAAUCUGAUGUUUGCAGCGUACAGCGGUGAUGUCUGUGCUUUGAGGAGGUAUGCGCUGUCAGCUGUUGACAUGGAGCAGAGGGAUUAUGACUCUCGCACCUCUCUCCAUAUCGCUGCUGCCGGAGGCCACGUGGACGCUGUAACGUUUCUGACACAAGUAUGCAAAGUGAAUCCGUACAUUAAGGACAGAUGGGGCAACACACCCCUUGAUGACGCCAUGCAGUUUGGCCAUGAUGUUGUUGUUUCAGUCCUGCAAAAAUACCAACAUGAGUACAAAGAGUCGUCCAGCAGCACAGAGGAGCAGAACCCCUCUCUGGACACGAUGAAGACCUCUGUUUAAGAAUUAUCCAUGAAAGUUUGGACUGAAACCUUCUGUUGCACAGCGGGAAAGAAUCACAGGACAGAAGGUAAUUGGGAGAGCUGAUGAAUGUUUGACUUUAUUCUCUUUUUAAGGGAUAUUGCAAUGUUUUUUGUGUCUCAGAAAAUGUAUUAAAUAAUCAAAAGAAAUUACUAUUACUUUCUUUACAUGCCUUCUGAAAAGUCUGACAUUUUUAAAUUUUCCAACCAAAGGCUAUAAAAUGUGUACCUUUUAUUAAUUGUGUGGAACGUUUAACGUCAAUUUUGGAAAAAGGGAUGCACCAUUUUCUUUCAAUUUGAUUUAACUGGGCCAGAAUUUGGAAUAUGUGCAGAAUAAAGGCUUAGUGAAAGAGCAUACUACAGAACUACAUCAAUAAUCAAUUACUACUAACCUACAUUAAUUUGGUUGGUUAGUAAUAUUCCUGUUUUGUGCAAAAAUUUAGUUGAGAUGUAAAUAUUAAAAAAUUGUGCUAUCUAGGUCUUAAAUCUUAAAAUAUAUGUUUUUCUUUGGCCCCCUUCACACUGGAUUGAGAUCACUGUACGACUUUAGCCAGAGUGGUGAAACUCAGCAGGGUACUGAAAAAUGGUUCUGGAGUCAAAGCUUCCCAUUACUGUUGUCAGUUCACACAAAGCCUACGUAGAACAGUAAUGGCGAUUUAUUGUCAUCUCAGCAGCAUAUCAGCAUCAUACUAAAGCCAGUUUAACAAAGGAAGGAGUACAGGAAGCAGUGCCAUGCAUGAGAAAGAAUCCCUGCUAAAAAGAAGCGCACACACCUCCAAAUUGUGUCUGAGCUUGGAUGUGCUGGUUGCUGGGAGACUGAAACAUGUCAACAGCACUUUGAACGCACUCCUGGAUUUCCUGUUUGCUGCGAUCCAAACUGUAACUAUUGUAAUAUAAUGUGUAAUAUAUUGUAAUUGUAUAAUAUGUAAAUAUAAUAUUUCAACAUCCUCACAGCAAUGGAAACACAUAAUACAUGUAAACAUUAUGGAGACUGCAUAAUCCACCUCCUCUCAAGGAUAUAUAUAUAUAUAUAUAUAUAUAUAUAUUAGUAAAGAGAGAGGGAGAAUUUUUUUACAUCCUGUAAAGGUUAUGCAGCAGAAGCAAUAGCUGUGCCGGUAGCAUAGUGAUAGAGUGAUAUUUUGGUGUGAUCUUACAGGCUGUGGUGUCCAGUGUCUGUCCUCAAGUGCAUUCAUCCUACAUGUUUCAGAUGUUUUCCUAUUUCAACACACCUGACUCAAAUUAACAGUUACCAGCAACCCCCGCAGUGCUUGAUGGCAUGUUGAAAAGGUUAUUCGCUCAUUUAGAAUAAGUUGCAGCAGAACUGGACACCUCUGUUAGAGGGCACUGCUGCGUCCUAGUGAAAGUCUAGAUGUGUAGAUGGUGAGAUGAUAAACAUGUGAAUGUGCUGCUGAUCUCCAGACCACGCCGACACUGCAGGAGAGCCAAUCAGAGAAGCAGAAAAUAGCACUAAGAUUUGUCGGGCGACUGCUAGGUGUAGCUGUGUCAUGAUUGCUUUCACACUGAAGGAGGUUUUCCUCUUUUGCAGCAAUCCAAGCAGCUUCUAACAGGUAAUUAAAAUCACAGAGAGGAUUCAUCCAGUGUGAGCAGGGCCUUACUUAAAAUACUCUGGGGAUUAAACUUCAACGUCUGAUUAGAGAUUUAUUUAAAAGGAGCCUGAAAGCUACUGGGACUGUUUUGUUGGGAAAAUAAUAUGCACUUCAGUAUCCUCCCUACCAGCUGGGUUUUGUUUUGUUCUUUAUUGAUAUGUAAAGGCUCACUGUGGUGUUUAGGAUUUAUAAAGACUGUAUAAACCUUCAUGUUAUUAUAUAUAUAUAUGUAUAUGUUUUUUAUUAGGCGGUAAUUAUUGUGAGACUCAGGGCCAAUACUGUGGCUAAUUAAACCAACCAGUUGCAUUGAUAGCCAAGACAUGUAGUUUCCUAUUAGGUUUUAAGGCCUAAAAAAAUAAGACCACAUAUUUAUAUAUUUUUAAAUGUCCACCUUUAUUAUAACAGUUUUUUGAAUAAUUCAACUGACAAACCAGCAAAUUUAAGGAAAAGAUUUUAAAAGUUCAUUAACCUGGAUGCAUAAGAAUGCACACUUUUAAAAUAAUACCUUACUGAAACAACAGAUAGUUUAGUACUGGAAUAUGGGUCAGCAAAUUUUUAAUUUUCUUCUUUUUCUGGUCGAACCAUUUGAGUCUACAUUCUCUCUUAUGUGGAGAGAGAUGCCAAAAAAUAAUGUCCUCUUUCAUUUUCAAGCAUUUAGCAGAAACCUUAAUGAGCCAAAACUGAGUAUUUGGAACAGCUCACAAUCUCCUCCAUCUUGAAAAAAGCCUUGCUCCCUCAGAAGAAUUAUAAUCCCAGAGCACCAUGCUGCCCACACCAUGUUCCGCAUUCAAAACACUUUUUCCCACGCAGUUUUUCAGAAAUUUGGAAGGAAAAAUCAGGACUCUGUUUAGCAAACUUAUUUUAUCAACUAAACUUACAGUAAAUAUAGCAGAUAUGCAGUCAUGCAACCAGGUUAUAACACGUUUUAGCUUUUCUAUAUUUCUGCUUACAAAUUUGCUGAAUUGAUCUGAAAAUUGAAAAAUAGUUUGGAAAUAAUUUAUACUGGUCUUAUUCUUUUUAAUUUAAAACUUGUUUGUGUAUAUUUGAGAUCCACUGCAUGCAGAGAUGCACCAAUCCAAAGACUGGAAUCUGUCCAUAUCUCCUUGAUCAUUAAAUCUUAAUAUGUUCAAUAUUUUUGUACCACAAACGCAUCAUUUAACAGGAAACAGACGCAUUUUAGAAUUUAAUACAAGUGAUAUGAAAAGUUAAAUAUUGACAUAUCGACUCCACGCAUAAAUAUAUUAUGUUUGGUUGUGUUCAAAAUGGCUACCUUUAUGGAAUGUAAAAUGAUUUCCUGCAGGUUUUAUGUGUCAUACAAGAACUGAUCAGAAUCUGUUAAAUUCUGUUAAAUAUUUUUGACCAGAGGCAUCAAAGAUAACCAAAAAAACGGAAUCGACCAUAGAAAGCUUGAUCGGUGCUUCUCCAUAAAAAUGUCUUAUUAAAAGUAACAGAAAGGUUUUAAAGUGUUUAAGCACCACACUGAGAUGGCUUUUCUUGUUUUCAAUGUCUAGCUUCAUAAUCUUUACAUUUCACUCAUUGUCAUAAAACUUUAAACAUUCAUUGAUUAAUUUUUCCCAUUGCCAUCAGUUCAUUCUGUUGAGAUAUCCACAUGCUAAGCUUGUAGUUGUAGCUGGUGUAUCCUAGCUACAUUUUUUGUUUAAGUUUAAAUUUACCAUCGUUACUUACAGUCUAAAGUUUGGAAACAUGAGUAAAGUGACUAGAGUUUCUCAAAAUAAGUUUAAAUGUGUGUUUGCUUUUAAGGAAAAUAUCAAACACACCCUACAUGUAAAUUUAAAACAAGAUAAAAAUGUAAUAUACUCAACUAUCAUAAAAGUGUUUUUUUUUAGGUUUUUCACUCAGCAAAACUUCUGUACAGAUCUUCAGUUCACUGUAAAUAUUUUGCUGUAAAUAAAAAGAAAAAUGUG